Alosa sapidissima (American shad) is the source of this 1654-nucleotide messenger RNA. RefSeq names its product C-X-C chemokine receptor type 1-like. The transcript is spliced from 2 exons. Bases 238 to 1359 code for a protein of 373 amino acids. Gene Ontology annotation, biological process: neutrophil chemotaxis; G protein-coupled receptor signaling pathway; immune response. The record is from RefSeq and is a predicted model, not a curated record. NCBI's taxonomy places the organism in Eukaryota, Metazoa, Chordata, Actinopteri, Clupeiformes, Clupeidae. Gene Ontology annotation, cellular component: membrane. Gene Ontology annotation, molecular function: G protein-coupled receptor activity.
AGAGGUCUAUGACGAUUUAUAUUUAUUUCUUACAAAACACCCAAAUGUUGUUUAGUCUUUAGUGAAUUGACAAUCCUCAUUUCACAACAAAACGCAAAAGAAACACACAAGAGGUGGAUGUGUAUGUAAUCUCUAUUGAGCAAAUAGGCUAAGGGGAAAUGCGUCCUGUUCUUUGACACUGAGAAGUGAAGGGGCCAGCAGUCUCCUCAGUGUUGGGUUUGUUUACCGCUGGAAGAGAUGGCAGGCAGUUUCAAACUGGACUUUGAUGAUGAGCUGUACGAGGAGCUAAACUUGUCCGAGCACAGCAACUUUAGCAUCGAGUUUCUGAACGAGGACACCUUUAGCUGCCGCCCAAGACCCCUCCCUACAAUCACCGACAUUUUCAUCUGUGUGUUCUACCUGCUGGUGUUCGCCAUCGCUGUGCCCGGUAACCUGGUGGUGUGCUUGGUGGUGGGCUCCAGCAAGCAGCGCCUCUCCCCGUCUGACCUGUACCUGUUCCACCUGGCCGUGGCUGACCUCCUGCUGGCCCUGAGCCUCCCGUUCUGGGCCGCCUCGAUGCCCAGCGGAUGGCUCUUCGGGACUGUCGCCUGCAAGCUGACCAGCAUGCUUAUGGAGGUCAAUUUCUACACCAGCAUCCUGUUUCUGGUGUGCAUCAGCGUUGACCGCUACUUAGCCGUGGUGCGGGCGGGUGAGGCGAAGGGCGGCGGCUGGCGGGGGCCCAACAGCCGGCCGUGGAACUUCGGCACAUGUGCUGGUGUCUGGUUUCUCGGCGUCCUGCUCUCGCUGCCCACGGCCCUCCACAAUGAGGUCUUCAGGCCGACGAGCGACGGCUCGGGGAAAGAGAUCUGCAGCGAGCACUUCGAGAUGGACAGCGCGCCCGAAUGGCGCCUGGCCACGCGCGUACUCCGCCACCUGCUGGGCUUCCUGCUGCCGCUUCUGACCAUGCUGGCGUGCUACGGCGCCACCGCCCUGCGGCUCUGGCGCACGCGCUGCCUGCAGCGGCUCCGUGCCAUGCGCGUCAUCGCCGCCGUCGUGGCCGCCUUCUUGCUCUGCUGGUGCCCGCAGCACCUGGGGGUCGUCGUGGACACGCUGAUGCGGGCGAAGCUGCUGGAUUUUGACUGCGUCCAGCGGCAGGCCGCCGACCAGGCCGUCGUCUUCACCCAGAUGCUCGCCUUCCUACACUGCUGCGUUAACCCGGUGCUCUACGCCUUCAUCGGGGUCAAGUUCCGCAGGAACCUCCAGCGCCUGAUCCAGAAGCGAAGUAGGAAGAGGGCAGCGAUGGACAGGCCUGGGAUGACCCGUCUCUUCAGCAGGUCUAGCUCCAACAUGUCCCAAGAUGGCAGCCUCACACUCAUGUGAUGUGCAGGGGAAAACAUCAGGGGCAACACUCUUCAGCAUAUAGCACUUAUUGCAAUUAUUUGAAUCAUAUUGCAUAGAAUUUGGUCAUGCCGAUCUUUUGAAUGAUCCAUCUUAGAAUGGAAAGAAACAACGUUUUAGUCUGUGACCCUGUGCUUAAGGUGGAGUUUUACCGCCAUCUAGUGGUUGAACUUAUUUUGUGGCUUAUUUUGGUGUACUAACCCAUAAACACCUUUCUUGACUCUAGCAUAUUCUACAAGCUUGCUGAUGGCAAAAAAUAAACAAACAGUGGAACGAG